Carassius auratus (goldfish) is the source of this 3279-nucleotide messenger RNA. It is a transcript of the gene mfsd2ab, whose product is annotated as MFSD2 lysolipid transporter A, lysophospholipid b. NCBI's taxonomy places the organism in Eukaryota, Metazoa, Chordata, Actinopteri, Cypriniformes, Cyprinidae. Gene Ontology annotation, cellular component: plasma membrane. Gene Ontology annotation, biological process: lipid transport across blood-brain barrier; fatty acid transport; carbohydrate transport. Gene Ontology annotation, molecular function: lysophospholipid:sodium symporter activity; fatty acid transmembrane transporter activity. The record is from RefSeq and is a predicted model, not a curated record. The coding region runs from base 203 to 1771 and encodes 522 amino acids. The transcript has 14 exons.
GAGCAAGACUUGAAUUACUACUACUGUCGGCUGAUACAGAGACCGGCAGAAACACAGGUUGAUUCCGAAGGAAACGGUUGCGGAUACAGUGUUGUUGUUUAAUCGAACCGGUUAAUUGUUUUCCUUUUUAUUUCAUAUAAUUCAAUUACUGGAUUCAUAGGAAACGUGUAAACGACUUUAAACGCAAAUCUUCAAGAACGAGAUGGCUAGAGGCGAGGGCGCCGAGCAGUACUCCAAUACCAGUCUCCUUCAAAAACCCAGCCCAGAUGGAAUCAAACCGGCAGCAAAGCGUGAAUCAAGGGGCCAGUUGUCUGUAUGCAACAAGUUGUGUUAUGCCAUUGGAGGAGCACCAUAUCAGAUAACAGGAUGUGCAAUCGGCUUCUUCCUUCAGAUCUACCUGCUGGACGUUGCAUUGUUGGACCCAUUUUAUGCCUCCAUCAUCUUGUUUGUGGGUCGAGCAUGGGAUGCCAUCACAGACCCUACGGUGGGCUUUCUAGUCAGCCGGAGUCCCUGGACCAGAUUUGGACGAAUGAUGCCCUGGAUUGUACUGUCUACCCCAUUUGCCGUCCUGUGCUAUUUCCUCAUUUGGUACGUGCCGUCUGUUGACCAAGGCAAGGUUGUUUGGUACCUGAUCUUCUACUGCUCCUUCCAGACAUUACAGACAUGUUUCCACGUGCCAUAUUCCGCACUUACUAUGUUCAUCAGCACAGAGCAGAAGGAGAGGGAUUCAGCCACCGCCUACCGGAUGACCGUUGAGGUUUUGGGCACGCUCAUUGGGACUGCUGUUCAAGGUCAGAUUGUGGGAAUGGCUAGCGCUCCUUGCAUCAGCGCUGGCGAGGACCUGAACUCUACAGAUCUGCAGGGGGCUCCCGAGGUCAACAUCACUGAGCCUCAUGUUUCACUGGAGCAUCUGAGAAAUGCUUACAUGAUCGCAUCUGGAGUCAUCUGCUCGAUUUAUGUCGUCUGUGCCGUGGUCUUGUUCCUUGGUGUGAAAGAACAAAAAGAAACCUGCAGGAUUAGGACUGAGCCCAUGCCGUUCUUCCAGGGCAUUCGCAUGGUGAUGGGUCACGGUCCUUAUGCCAAGCUGGUCAUGGGCUUCCUCUUCACCUCUCUGGCUUUUAUGUUUCUGGAGGGAAACUUUGCUCUGUUCUGUAGCUACACCCUUGGCUUCAGAAACGACUUCCAGAACGUCCUUCUCGUCAUUAUGCUCUCCGCCACACUUGCCAUCCCAUUUUGGCAAUGGUUCCUCACUAAAUUUGGCAAGAAGACCGCUGUGUUUAUUGGGACUACAUCUGUGGUGCCUUUCCUGAUCUCCGUCGUCUUAGUGCCCAGCAAUCUUAUUGUGACGUACAUCGUGUCCUUCGCCGCUGGAGUCAGUGUUGCAGCAGCCUUCCUCCUGCCAUGGUCCAUGCUUCCCGACGUGGUGGAUGAUUUUAAAGUGCAAAAUCCUGAUUCUCAGGGCCACGAAGCCAUCUUCUACUCCUUCUAUGUGUUCUUCACCAAGUUUGCAUCUGGAGUUUCCUUGGGGGUCUCCACUCUUAGUCUUGAUUUUGCCGGCUAUGUGACGAGAGGUUGCACGCAACCCGCCGAAGUCGAUUUAACAUUGAAGAUCCUGGUGUCUGCUGCGCCGAUAUUCUUCAUCAUCAUCGGGCUGCUAAUAUUCAUCUCAUAUCCAAUCAAUGAGGAAAAGCGACAAGGCAACAACAAAAUACUUAAAGAACAACGAGAAAAUGAGAUGGACACAGACUCCACUGAGCUCAAUGUGGUUUAAUAGCACACUGGACUGAGCAUCGUGCCAAUUGCAUCGGACCCACAAAGCCAAAACAAACUGAGGGGAUGCUUUGAACCAACCAUGCUGCCUUGUGGCUGAAAGCUUCCAUCUAUUUCACCCCUACACGACCCCAAAACAUCUUGAAACGUAACCAUUGCCAGCUCAAGUUCAAAGUGCCUUGCAUGUCCAGUUGCAAGUGCUUAUGGACGCUAGAAACGUUUCCCUGAGUUGCACAAGGCUUCUGUGUGUCGCCAGUAUUUGAGCUGCUCGCUGGUAUAGGAUCUCAAAGCAGUGUCCAAAAAAAAAAAAAACCUGCUUUCGAGAAGCACACAUCUAAACUGCACUAAAAAAUGAUCUGAGGUGGGACAUGUCUACCAUGACAACAAACUUGGAACAUUAAAAAAAAAAAGGUUUUUAGUUGCUAAAUAUAUAUAUAUAUAUAUGAUCGAAAGGUACAUUUUGGGAGGAAUAUCUGUGAAACUGUACACAACUAAGUAACAUUUUAAUGUUAUUUAGAAAUGCUUUUGUGCAUCCAACUGGAUAAGCAAACUUGACACAUAAAGACCGGAGUAGGGUUUGAUUACAUUGAAAUACAGUAUUGUGCACAAAAGGUUAUUGUUUAUUUCUUGUAUUACUUUCCUUCACAUACCCCUUCUACUGUGUUGCUUUUCUUCUGUUUCUGUUCUCUUGGGGCAAACGGAGCUCUUUUAGAGUGAUGCGCUGAGGGAUAAACUUACAAAUUUGGUCCCUCAACACCUUCAGAUGAUACGCUUCAGAUCAGAGGAUCUUAUUCAGUUAAGUUCUGGAUGGGUUCAAUAAAGUGUGGAUGAAAGUGCUGCUGACUAUUGAGGAUUUGAUCCAUGACUAUGUGGGGAAAAAAUGUACGAUCCACUGCUUAUUUUGUGAGGUGAACAAGGUUAAGUAUUUAUUACUUUUGUUUUAGAGUAUAUGUUGAGUUGUUUAUGUCUGUUUCGCCCAUCUUCCUUAAUUUAUCUUGUUUAAGAGCCUCAGUUGCAUGAAAUAAGGGCAAUUAGAGUGGUCACUGCUGAAUUAUGUCUAAAAUGCCAUUAAUUCUCAUGCAAAAGCCAAUCGGUGUGUUUACAGGUGACACGGCUGUUCGUUUAGGUGCUAAGUUAAUCUGAAUUCUGGUCUGUUUGUUUCCCUGUCAGUGUCUGUACAGUCAGUAGUUGUCUCAAGUGCUUUUAUUAUUGUAUAGUUUUCUGCCUGUAACUUCUGUGUCAAAGAUGCCAAGUGUUUCUUUAACAUCUGUGAGUGCUGUGAUAUAUGUACAUAGACCAUGUGAAAAUUUUAAGUUGUAUGUUUUGUUUUAUAUUUGGGGAAAAUGGAAUGCCUUGUAAAUAUUUUGUGUAAAUGUAUUAUUUUAUACAUAUGUACAUACGAUGUGCCAUUGAAAUCUGUGCAUGUUUGGAGUCAAUACAAUUUUCUAAUGUCAAUUUUGUGUUAAUGCAUUUGAAAAUGUUUGUUAAUAAACGCCAAUUAAUAUUCAA